Molecule: messenger RNA, 339 nt
Organism: Peronospora belbahrii
Lineage: Eukaryota; Oomycota; Peronosporomycetes; Peronosporales; Peronosporaceae
Source: the annotation of a GenBank genome assembly
AUGAAUGGCAUCUCUUCGGUGUUUCGCGAUCACUUAGUUCGCGACCCUGAAAGCAAUAUACGUGAAUCUUUAGCAGAUUAUUAUGCGGGAGCUCACUUUCUUCGAUACGAAAGUUGUGGCCAGUGGAAGCGUGUUGGUGAUCAACUGGAACGAGGAAAAGCACAGAAGACGAGCAAAAAGUUGUUUCUGAAGCUACUAGCAUCCUUUUUCGUGCUUGGCGGGAGCAGCACAACAAUGGCUGAAGACAACUAUCUGCCCACGGGUACGCUCGACGACGAUAUACUGCGACGUUCAAAAGGUGCAGUGGAAGCCCGCAACAGACCAAGUGAAGGUUUUUGA